AAAAUACUACUACAAAUGGUUUCAUUAGCCACCAGGGGAAACAUUCCUAUUGCUAGAACAGUUCAUGGGAAGGUGUAUACUAAUAGACUGGACAUCCCUGUGCCUUCAAAUAAAGGGCCAGGCUCAACCAUGUUGGACUUGAAGGAGAACAAAAAAUUGGGCUAUUGUAUUCACCCUGCUCUUAUGUAUAUACCUGACAGUAUUUCUGCAAGUAUAGAGCAACAGAUUAUUUGCAUGGGGAAUAAAAAAGCUAAGAGUACUGAAUUAGCUGGGCUGAAUGGGCAAAAACAUCCGCUGCUUAAGAAGGCAUUGAGUCGGUCCUUUGAUGAUAUAAUACAUGGGUGUGCAAAACAAAAGAAUCAUAUGCUUGCAAGGAAGCUUAUGUUACAGAUGAAAAAUCUUGGUUUGCAGCCAUCCAGACAUACAUAUAAUGGCAUUAUUAAAGUUGUUUCUCAUAGAAGCUUUGGGGAUGCCAUAAGAGUGUUGAAAAAGAUGCAGCAGAAGAAUUUGAAGCCAUAUGAUUCAACUCUAGCGUCACUUUCAAUCACUUGCAGCAAAGCACUACAACUAGAUUUAGCUGAGGCUUUUCUGAAUCAAAUUUCUGAAUGUCUAUAUCCAAAUCCUUAUAAUGCGUCAUGCAAUCAACUGGUGAGCUCAAAUGUGAAAGUUCAAAACAAAGUUAUGCAUUUUACCAUUUUAUUGUUUGCGAGACUAAUUAAUGUAACAUGCAUCUAA
Glycine soja is the source of this 735-nucleotide messenger RNA. Its product is annotated as pentatricopeptide repeat-containing protein At1g76280-like. Gene Ontology annotation, molecular function: protein binding. The record is from RefSeq and is a predicted model, not a curated record. Lineage: Eukaryota; Viridiplantae; Streptophyta; Magnoliopsida; Fabales; Fabaceae. The transcript has 3 exons. Bases 16 to 735 code for a protein of 239 amino acids.